UCUGAGCAUUGCUGAGAUUCAGACACUGACCUGCGCUGACCAGUGACACUCAGGUAGGAAGAGGCUAUAGCUUCAGACAGAUAAGGGCUCUUUAUCCUCUAAAAAAAAAAAAGAAGGAGAGGAAGGUACCUGCAUCUCUGCAGACACUCCUGAACUAGAAGAUCUCUGACUGUGUCUGGCCCCUUCACGAUGUGGCUCCAAGCGUCCCUCCUGUGUCUGUCCUGCUUGACUCUGUCGAGCCGGAGCCAGGCCGAAGACGGAGCCUCCCUCCGCCGCUCCAAUGACCCCGCCGGGCGCUGCCACUACACCUUCACCGUGGCCAGUCCACAGGAGUCCAGCUGCCCCGGGAGCGGCGCGAAACCAGAGAUCGACGAUGUCCUGUCCCGGCUCACCCUGCUGGAGGCUCUGGUCAGCCGGCUCAUGGCAGGAAGGGACGGAGGCGGGGGGACGAGGGUCGAGUCUCCUGGCGGCGAGGGACUCCAGGAGGCUUACGCCCAGGUGACCAGGGAAAGGAACCAGCUGCAGCAGGACAAGGAGCGUCUGAACAAGCAGAUCCAGGAGCUGCAGCGGAGGGUGGGCGAGCUGGGCCAGGAGGCAGAGAGCCUCAGGCAGAAGCCCUGCCAGCAAACGCACACCUCAGGGGGGGCGCAGCGUGAAAGCAGACCUGCCAGUGACCCUGCGUAUAGCCCAGGGAAUGGGGCGUACCAGGAGAUGAAGGCCGAGGUGACGGAGGUUCCAGCAUCCAACCUCAUUCCUGACAGAAAUCACAGCCUCACAGAGUGUGGAGAGCUGCUAUCAGUGGGAGAUCCCGUGUUGCACAGGAAGGCCGACAGCAUCACGGGCAAAUAUGGAGUGUGGCUGCAGGAUCCCGAGCCUCAGGGCCGCCCCUACACCAACAAGACCGUGUGGCGCAUCGACACAGUGGGCAAAGACGUCCGUCAGCUCUUUGCGUACGAAGACAUGGAUCAGUUCUCCCGGGGCUUCCCGAUGAAGGUCCUGGUCCUGCCGGAGCCCGUGGAAAGCACGGGGGCCGCCGUCUACCGCGGCUCCCUCUACUACCAGCGCAAGCGAAGCCGCACCCUGAUCCGCUACGACCUGGCCUCCGACAGCCUGGCGUCACGCCUUGAGCUGCCCCACGCCGGCUUCCACGGCCAGUACCCGUACUCCUGGGGGGGCUACACCGACAUUGACCUGGCGGUGGACGAACAAGGCCUGUGGGCCAUCUACAGCACGAGCAAGACCAAAGGUGCCAUCGUGGUGUCCCAACUUGACCCCGAGAGCCUGGACGUGAAGAAGAGCUGGGAGACCAACAUCAGGAAGAACACGGUGGCCAACGCUUUCAUGGUGUGCGGGCGCCUGUACACGGUGGCCAGCUACACCGCGCCCAACACCACCGUCAACUACGUGUUCGACACGGCCACCGGCACGCGGCAGGCCGUCGCCGUGCCCUUCAAGAACAAGUACCGCUACACAAGCAUGCUUGACUACAACCACGCCCAGAGGAAGCUGUACGCGUGGGACAACUUCCACAUGGUCACCUACGACAUCAGACUGGGCAGGGCCAGCCAUGGCAGCAGCUAGAGAGGGAACCAGGAGAGACUGCUGUUCACUGGACAGUGCUGAUGCAAGUGAAUGUGACAGAACAUGCAAUCACUUACAUCGUACUGAGGUCAUCGCAAUGUGUUUUGGCAUCAUUAAAAUUCUAUAUAAGUAUUGUAAAUAAGACGUGUCAUGACAACACAGAUACAUUCAUGUAGCAGUGAUAGAACCCGUAAUGGCCUCAGUUAUUAUCAGAAACAGUAAUGAUAGUUUAAAAAUUGUGAAAUAUUUUUGUUAUCUGUUCAUAAAUGUUCAUGUUAUUUAAGUUCUCAAUAAAACCUUA
This is a messenger RNA of Scophthalmus maximus (turbot), 1882 nucleotides long. RefSeq names its product myocilin-like. Lineage: Eukaryota; Metazoa; Chordata; Actinopteri; Pleuronectiformes; Scophthalmidae. Gene Ontology annotation, biological process: osteoblast differentiation; signal transduction. The transcript is spliced from 3 exons. The record is from RefSeq and is a predicted model, not a curated record. The coding region runs from base 190 to 1581 and encodes 463 amino acids. Gene Ontology annotation, cellular component: Golgi apparatus.